AUGGGUAGACAGGAGCCAGGAAACGCUUUUCUGCGCUCAAUUAGAGUCAUCUUGCUCGCUUUUGCAAACCUCUUGCUCUUCUUUGCCCUGUUCACUACACCGAUACUCCAGAACUUCAGCACGGUUAACAUCCAGACCACCAACCUGACAGACGUCUCGGUCUCGACGAUUGCCAGAUUCCAGCGGGCCUCACUGGCACAGCAGCGAUCAAGAGCAGAUGGCACAACUCAGCAAUUUCUAACAAACACUCGAAACGUAGCGACUACCUGGCUGGGACCAGACUAUACCGUCGCGUUCGACAGGGCGAUUGAUUUUGCGUUCGGCAACAUCUCCACUCCCUCGAUUGACGAACAGACCGUCCUCAUGGCUGCUCUACCAGCAUCUCCCGAGCCCAUCGUCAUACGAGGAAUGCGACUGGACGAUCUGGUCCAGCGAACAAUCAGCUCGCUACCGGCUGUGCGACGAUUGAACAUUCGGAUUGGUGGCUGGGGCGCUUGUGGAGGCGCAGAAGGAGACGUGCCGUCCUGCGCAUCUGUCUUGACACCUCCUCUGUUUCCGAGUUUCGCUCAGCAGCAGAUUUACCAAGUUCUGUUGGCACAGUCCCUACCGAGUGGCAUCUUCCAUACAACAUCCGUUUCGAUGCUUUUCUUUGGUCUUCUGCUCAUGUGGCUGCCUCGGCUGCCGAAAUCACAGCCCCUUGUCAGGCAGCUCAUGCCGUGGCUUGUGCGCGAGCCUUUCGGCUUGGUAGGCACCAUCGGAGUUUUCUUAGGCGUUGGAGCGGCUGCAGCCGAUAUGUCACAGCUGUUCGCGUACCAAACGCUGACGGCCGUGACGAGUCAGGGUGCGGUCAAGGCAUCUGCCGGGCCUGCACUGUAUAUCACGGGUCUCGCAGCCAUGUUGCUCCUUGUAGAACAAGUUUUGAAGCAGAUACCGAUCGCGCUCCAUUCAAUCAAGCAGCAAAACAUACGUCGUAGCAUGCGAUCGAACGGCAAGUCGGUUCAGUCUGACUCACGACCACCUUCACCCGGUUUGCCGACUUCAUACAAGGCCGACGAUGCUGAAGACGGGCCGCGAGACUUCUUCGGCGAUGAGCUCGACAGGCCAGACUAUAUGCGCGACGAAAUCAAGUCGGAUUAUGGUGACAUUGUGGAUCGAUACGGCGGCAGUGGCAGCGAUGAGAAGUGGUCUCCAGGAGGGCAGCGUGUCUUGUCUGCAUCCGCCAGUCCGAGAGUUUUUGUCAACACGGCACUCCGAGGAACCCCUUUUAGUUGCGUUUGCUUCUGA
Mixia osmundae IAM 14324 is the source of this 1284-nucleotide messenger RNA. RefSeq lists its product as uncharacterized. Lineage: Eukaryota; Fungi; Basidiomycota; Mixiomycetes; Mixiales; Mixiaceae. The transcript is spliced from 5 exons. The coding region runs from base 1 to 1284 and encodes 427 amino acids. The record is from RefSeq and is a predicted model, not a curated record.